AUGACGCAAAUGCCCGAUUCAGAGGGGCAGAAGCAGGUAGGUGGCCAACAUCUGACCUGGCAGAGGAGUAUAAAAGAUAUUACGAAACCUGUGGGUGCCGUUGGUGCUCCUUGCCUUCCAGGAUGGGGACUGCGUGAUCCCCACUGCUCCUGGUUGGAGACGCUGCAAGAUGUGGCUGCUGAUCGAUGUUGCCUCGGAAUGAUUGUGGGUGCACCCGAAUCGAUACUUGACCGUUGCACGCAAGUCCGCACUCCAAAUGGUCGUGUACUACUCACACCCGAAUUGAAGGAUGAAAUAUUGCGAAAGCUAGCAACGUAUGCCACAGGUCGAGAGACCCUUCGAUGUUUGGCCUUGGCUAGUAGGGAUGAUCCACCUGAAUUGUCACAAUUCAACCUCACUGAUCCCACAAACUUCAAGGAGUAUGAGACUUCUCAUUUUACACCUUGCCGUCUAUUUGAGCAUCCAUCAGGGGUGCCCACCUCAUUCCUAUCUAAUUUUGUGAUCAAUGAGCUAAUGAAAUGA
Opisthorchis viverrini is the source of this 522-nucleotide messenger RNA. RefSeq lists its product as hypothetical. The record is from RefSeq and is a predicted model, not a curated record. The transcript has 4 exons. NCBI's taxonomy places the organism in Eukaryota, Metazoa, Platyhelminthes, Trematoda, Opisthorchiida, Opisthorchiidae. The coding region runs from base 1 to 522 and encodes 173 amino acids. Gene Ontology annotation, molecular function: nucleotide binding.